This is a messenger RNA of Erythranthe guttata (spotted monkey flower), 4791 nucleotides long. The record is from RefSeq and is a predicted model, not a curated record. NCBI's taxonomy places the organism in Eukaryota, Viridiplantae, Streptophyta, Magnoliopsida, Lamiales, Phrymaceae.
CUAUGCUCUCCCGUAAACGCUCUUCCAAAUCCAACACCCCCUUCGUUCCCCCAUUCGCGCAGCCCCCAACCACCAAACUCCUCAAACCCACCACCACCACCGCCGCCGCCGCCGCCGCUCGAAAUGAACCCACUACCUCUGCUACUGCUUCACCACAACCCAAAACGACGCCGCUCCAUCAAAGCCAGAGUCCAAUUGACAAAAUGGUCUCCCUUUUGGCGGAUGCAGGGUGCACGCUGAUCAAUCCCGCCGGACCGCCGUGCCUUCCCUCCGACCUCUACAAAUUCCGUCAACGGCUUGACGGAAUAUUCUCCCGCGAUUCCUCCCUUCGGUCCCAGUUUCUCAAGGGCUUUUCAGAUUAUAUUUCUUCCACCUUCAAUUUGCGCCGGUUAGUUUAUGGAUUUGGAUCGGUAAGAAGAGAUAGCUUUGUUCGACUACUCUUAUUGGUUAGAUCCAUCCAGCAAGACCUUCUAGACAUGUUGCUUGAGAAACUCCCCGAGUACUUUGACGUGGACCCCAUUGUCAGUAGUUGUGGAUUCUCGUCAUCGUCGCGUGUUGAUGAAGAUGUGGCAACGCUAAUACUGAACCAAUUAAGAUGGCUUGACUUCCUUGUCAAUUCCGAGGCUUUUGUUGAGAAACUGCUUCAAGUCUUAACUAUUUGCCCCCAUCAUCUAAAGAAAGAGAUUAUAGGGUCAUUGCCUGAGAUCAUAGGCGACCAGAAUAAUACGAGUGUGGUUAAUUCACUUCAGCAGAUGCUUCAAGAAGACUCUUCCAUUGUUGUUCCAGUGCUCGAUUCGUUUUCCAACCUCAAUUUGGACGACCUGUUGCAGGACCAGGUGAUUAUGAUAGCUUUAUCCUGCAUACGGACAAUUGACAUCGAGCACAUACCCUACCUACUUAGAUUCUUGCUGCUUUCAACAAACACAUCGAAUUCUAGGCGAAUAAUCUCCAAGAUACGUGAAAAGCUGAAAUUUGUGGGAGCAUCUCACACACAAGUCUCCCAGAACAGUAAACUUAAAGGAAUAUCUGUUGUACAUAAUACAGAAGCUUCAAUUCUUGAUGCUCUGAGAUCUAGUCUGCGUUUCAAAAAUAUUCUUUGUCUGGAGAUAUUAAAAGAACUGAAAAGUUUGGACGAAGCUCACAAGCAUAAAGUGAUAGACAUAUGGUUGCUUAUUCUCAUAUUCAUGAACUGUGAAACUUUGCAGAAGAGUGUUGAAAAGUUAUUCAAGAAAAAAAUUCUUGAUGGUUGUUUUCAAGAACAUAUGUUUGAACAGUGCAUUCAUGGUUUCAAGGAUUUGCCGAAGGAUUUUCUUACCACAUUUGUAUCAUUAGCUGCAUACAUGUUGGCUUGCAAAGAGCAAAGAGUUCAGGAAUUUGGCGUUCACAUAUACAUAUGCCUAUUUGAAGAAUUAUGUGAUGCUUAUUUGAGACAAGAAGUUCUAGGAGCAUUACUAACUCAUGUGGGUUCUGGCAUACACUUUGAAGUAAGUGCGGCUUUAGAUGCCAUGGUUAAGCUGGCCUCUAAGAAGUCCCAGGAGUUGAUUUCACUCUCUUCUCACAUAAAUGGUAUCUUGGAUUACUUGGAGGGGUUUAGUGUUGAGAACCUCCACAAGGUGUAUGAAGUUUUCAUCCGACUUGCAGUUUCUGACCAUUCUAGCUCACAACCUUAUGGAUGUUCCAUUGCAAACGAACUUCUAAUGAUUUUGAGAAAGCAGAUCAAUAACUCUGACCUGAUGUACAAGAAGAUGGGCCUAAUAGGAACACUUAAAAUAGUUUCCUACAUAGCAGAUACAAAUAACAGCUCCCUUCCGCCUUUGUCACAAAGGUCAAAUUAUGAGGAAGCGGUGGAGCUCUUGAAAUUAUCGUUGGACUCUUGCCAACAAAUGCCUUUACCAUUAAUCUUGUUUUAUGAAGAACUGGUUUUGACAUUGCAAAAUAAAACACUUCAUCCAGUUGUUAUGGAAUGGAUUGGCAAACAAGUCGUAGAAUUCGAGUCAGUUUACUUAUGUGACCUCGAUAGUGGAAAUUUGAUUGAUCAGGACUCGUCUCAGGGUUUAGAAGGAGAACUAUGGAUGAACCUGGAUGGUGAUAUAUCUCCUAUAUGCUUAAACAUUUUGCCACUUGUUUUUUCGUCGAUUAGAUCCACUUCGCCACUACAAGUUCUUCCUACCAAGUUUAUUUUACUUUCUCUAGUUGAGAGAUCAGCCAAUCAAGGUUCUCUUGGAGGCAUAGAUGCACUUCUUGGUUGCCCUUUUCACCUUCCUUCCUCUAAGCUUUUCUCUGAACUUUCUUGGCAGUCUUUGACAGUAAAGCAAAAACAGAUUGCUAUUCUCUCUCUUUAUUAUGCUUCUAACUGGAUGAGGGAGCUGCUAAAUGUCUUUUCCACUCAAAUAGUAAAGGAAUGCGACAUCAUAAGCCAAGCAACGAAGGAGGAAAUAAUUCCUAAGCUAUUAAAGCGUUUGAGGAACCUUGUAUUUGUUGAGUGUUUAUUGGACAAUUGUCUCAAACAACACCCAGUGCUUCUACCUGAGCUCUGUCCUCAUUGGGAACUGUCACCAGUUAUUGAGUUUGACCAUGCCGGGGACUUAGAAAAGAUGAACCAGCUGCAUAAAGGUAGUGAAGGUAUCUCCCAAAAUAAAAAGAGAAACAGAGCAAAGUCCUCAUCACCAUUGGCUAAUUCAAACAUUGAGGAAAAACUCAGGCAACCAACCAUAGUUGACACCUGGAAGAAAGCUGGUGCUAUACCCAGCCAAGAAACUCUCAAAGAGGAUGUGUUGGUGACGUCAUCAAAGAAUAAACAAUCUGAGUCUGACGAAAAUCAGGCCGAUAACUCUAAUGUACCACUAAAUAUUGAAAUAUCUGCACCUGUGAAGUAUUUAGAAGCACAGAGGUACAAAUUCAGGCCUCUUUCAGUUGAUUGCCUAACAAUACUUACAAGUUUAGAGAACAAUGAAGGUUCUUGUUGUGAAGACCCAUCUGCUGAGUUACCGCUUCAUCUGUAUCUCCUGCGUGAUCUUCACAAAAAGCUGGACCAAUUAAGUCCCACAAGAAAACAAACUUUAGCAAGAUGCUCAAACGCUGCAGCAGGAUUCACGGGGAUUAAAUCAAAUGACUUCUUGGGCAAGUUAAGACCUUGGUUUCUGUAUCUUAGAAAAAACUUUGAUCGUGCAGUACACAUUCUUAGAGAAGAUACUGAAACUUGUCAAGAACACUGGAUUGCUCAGUCUAGUUUGGCUGCAAACCCAGAGAUAACAAAUACAAGUAUUCUCGCAUUACCAACUCAGACCUCUAUUUCAGUUUAUAAAGAGACACUUCUCUGCAUUGGCAAGAUGCUUAAUCUGCCAGAUGUUUUGAAGGAAAAAGAAAUCCUAUCAGAUAUACUCCAGGCCUUUCAACCAAUGGAAAUAUCUGGUUGUUUUUUCCAAGGAAUGCAGCUGAUUCCUUCACCAGGGAAUAUGGACUAUUUAUAUUCUGGUGCUUAUAUUUUCCUAGGAACCAUCUUUGAUGAUGCAAUGAACUUUUCAUUUACACUGGCUUCAGAAGUCUUGUUGACUUUGGAGUUGUUGGUUAUGUCCAUCCGUAUGUUCCUCGAUGUAUCUCUGUGUGAAAAUGGAAAGGAUGCUUGCACAGAAUUCAGCAAGGAAAUCGUUCCUUUUCUCUGCAACAAGCUGGGGAGUUAUGCUCAGAAACUCUUGACGCACAAGUGCGAUAGGGAUGAUGUUGACCACAGUUUGAAAACUAAAGGGGAAAUGGUCCAGAAGAUACUCCGCAUAUACUUGGCGAAUUGCCAGUCAACUUCUGAUUCUCUAAAUGAACUUGCCUGCUCUGUUUUACCUCAGGUAUCUUCUUCUGGAACUUCAGUGGAGGAUGAUAAUCAGACUUUUCCUACCCUCUGCCCUGCAACAAUGACCGUCUGGUAUCGAGUGAUGCAUGAAGAGAACAUUUCUACGCUAAAUAAAUUGGUUAAGGAAAUUGCUGUCUUGGAGAAGCCAAGAGGUGGUGCUGAAGUAGAAAGUCUAAAGAGGCUCCUGAACAAAAUGUUGCAGUCUGUUAAUGUGUUUGUAUCUCUUAUUAGCGUGUGCAGGAAUAACGACAAGGUGAGUGUUCAUGCAAUGGCAGUCAAGUAUGGCGGGAAGUUCAUCGACUCCUUUCUUAAAGUUUUUGAUUUCUUACAGGCCCAGUUUGAGAUGCACAAGGACCUCAUACUCAACCUGAUAAAAGAGCUUCAGAAAGCAACAAGAACCAUACAGACACUAUGUUCUGAAGCCAAGGGCUCAAAACAAACUGCUAUAACUUGCAAGAUCCCCGCCACGAAAAGAUCCAUGGAACGAUUUUUAUUUCAUGUCAAGGGUCUUCUUUACGCAACACCAAGUGGAUGCUCGUUCUGGAUGGGCAAUUUAAAGCAUAAAGAUUUGACGGGACAAAUAGUUAGCUCUCAAGCAUAUUUGGACACUCAAAACGAUGAUAUAAACAACGAUGACUCUGCAGACCCCAUAGUUGAGGACCAAACGGCCGAAUGACAUCUGGCAUUCCAAGAGAAAAAUCAAGAAAGGCAUGCUGUUAUGCGUACUUUCUUCUUUUUCCUUUUCAUGUUCAAAACGUGAAAUAGCUUAUUAUACCGACAAGACAACGACUUCGAUAGUUAUUGCUUCGAGCGUCAGUAGUGUAAUUAGACGAUAUUAUAUUAAAAAUUAUAUUAUAGAGAACCAAAUUUGGAAUAUUUUGGAGCUAGAACAGAGGUAUCUGUUAGACCAUGUAAGAUGAUUAAACAUUUAUAUGAUCGUAUUAUAU